This is a messenger RNA of Ceutorhynchus assimilis (cabbage seed weevil), 450 nucleotides long. The record is from the annotation of a GenBank genome assembly. NCBI's taxonomy places the organism in Eukaryota, Metazoa, Arthropoda, Insecta, Coleoptera, Curculionidae.
UACCUGAACCUACUGAAAUCAUGCAGAAACUUUACAUUUCGUUGUUAGUUGUUCUAUCAGCUGUCACUGUGUGUUUCGGAGGACAGCAGUCCGCAGCUGAAGCUAGUGUGUGUGGUCAUUGUGACGAUUGUGACGACAUAGAUUGUCCUUGGGGCACAGUAGAAGGAUACGCUUAUCCUUGCCAAUGUUGUCCAAGUUGUGUAAUUCAGGAAGGUGACGAUUGUCCUUGGACCGGUCCUGAUCCACCCUCUGGAAAAGUUGAAUGUGUAGUUGAUACAGAUUGUUGCAAUGGAAUUUGCACUGAGGAUUGUGACAAGAAGUAACCAUCCAAGACACAGGCAUGAUCGAUAUACCUACCUCUAGCAUUUUAGAAAAAAACACGGUUUUGGUUGUUUUGGGUCUUGGUUUCAAUGGGUUGAUUUUUGAAUAAAGUUGAGCAUGUUCAAUUUA